Astrephomene gubernaculifera is the source of this 2340-nucleotide messenger RNA. The record is from the annotation of a GenBank genome assembly. NCBI's taxonomy places the organism in Eukaryota, Viridiplantae, Chlorophyta, Chlorophyceae, Chlamydomonadales, Astrephomenaceae.
CUCAGUUACGUGUAUAACUUGUGUCAAGGAGCAUCUUGACUACCAGGUCUUGUACCAUUACUGCAGUCUUUGCCAACGCACCAACCCGACAUACAAUGUCGGGAACAAGCGCUGGUCGACAGCCUGCCGCAGAGAGUCCUUGCCUUAUACACACACGCCAGUAUCGGUCAAUCUACGAGUCAUUGUUAAACUCUCUUACUGCGGUUGGACUCAGCGGCAAGGCGCUCGCAGCAUUGAAGUCGCAGCAGUCACAGCGCCUUUGCGCCUGCUGCCAAGCUCCUCCUCAGCACGAUGAUAAAAUGCUGCUGGACUUAAGUUGGUUGUCUCAAGUACUUGGCGAGGAGGGCACACUCGACUGCUCACCUGCGGUUGCCGUUGGGCACGAGGAGUUCGCACCGUCAAGUGGCUUAAACGACGAGGAGGGUUGGACCGGGAUCACAGCACGGAAGUCUCGCACCGGUGGUAAGCAACAGCACUGUCGGCAGCUGGUGCUCUCCUGCGCAGCUCGCCUGCUGGCCCUUGCGCGCAAGAGGGAACGGCAGCGGCACCAACAGCAGCAACAACAACAACAGCAACAACAGCAGCAGCAACAAGCAGUACUGCUUCUGAACGAACCGGAGCCCGCACAGCAGGACCAACAACAACAGCAGGGGCAGGAGCAGCAAGGCCAGCAAGGCGGAGGGCUGCUGCAGCUCGCACCACCGCCGUACGGCACGCCUGCUCCUCCCGCUGUUCCUCCUGCUCCCCCCGCGCUGCUGCUGCUGCUGCUGGCCCCCAGUGUCCGGCGGCUGGCGGGGCUGGUGGAGGAGGUGUUGGGGCGGCGGGGCAGCUUCCGGGGGUGUGACAGGGGCAAAGCAGUGGGCGGCAGGGGGAAGGCUCCACUGGCGGCGGGUGAGAGGGCGGCGAGCGACUGCACCCGCGCCCGCAGCACCCGCCCUCAACUCCCAGCCGCUGGCUGGGGCACCUGCCCGGGGACUCGCUGGCCGCCCCUGCGAGUGACCCUGAGCGCACUGAGAGGACUGGCCGCAGGCUUGGGCCCCGCGCCGCCGCAUGCUCUGCAGGAGGAGCGGCGCGCAGCGGUGUUGUCCGGGAUCGGAAGCGCCGGCAGCAGGUGCAGGAGCGGCAGCUGCCUCGCUGACGACGAGCUGUUGGAGCUGGCAGACGGGCUCGAGCGCAAGAUGGAGCGAGCGCGGCACCACAAGCAGCAGCGGCAGCAGCGGCAGCCGUCACGACGACACCCCCCCAAGGGGCCCGCAGAGGCACCUAGAGCCCUAGGCAGCGGCGGGGGGAGGGGGGAGAUGCUGGCCGCCUCAACACAUCAGCGAAGUAAAGGGCACCUGCGAUGCGCCGGUCACAGGGAGAAGAGCCGUACGGAAUACUGGAUGUACACCUAGCCACAUGCAGCUGCACUGCGGUGUCGUUGUUGUGUCGGAGGGGAUGUAGAUUGUUGUGCCGAAGACAUGUUUGAGUUAGUACACAUGUAAGCGAGCAGGGUGGGUUGACGCUGGGUGAGGUAGGGGCGGAAGGGCAGCAGAGGCCCCAUGCGCGCGUGGGUGGGUGUACAUGAUAACUCCUUUGGGAGUGAGGAAGGGGACGGUUUUUCGGCUUUCCUGUUAUACCGUGGUUUAGGGAGGUACAUAAGGUGGCGCAAGACUGUAUUCUUACCGCCCUUGUGGCUUGUGGAAAUCGUUGAAUCAGAUUGAAUCAGAUGAGAAGCCACGGAAGCCAUGUGUCCUUGAGGCCGCCAUUCUGCGCAUUUUAGUUUCGGGGUCCGCGGCGUGCUGCUGCCGGCGGCGGUGCUGCGGGUGACGCAGUACGGUUGGUUCAAGCAGCUCGUCCGUUGCAACUAGAUCCCUGGAGCAGGCGUCGUUAUGCACACGUCGUUCGAGGUAAGAUGCGAACCUGGGCUGUCUGGGCUUGUGCAGCGUGCAAGCGACCACCGGAAGACCACCGGGGAUUAGUGCGACUUGGAUCGUCAUGUAUGUAUGGUGUGAAGCAACUGCGCCGCGUAACUGUACUGUACUACCUAUACAUGUAUGUGUAUUAAUAAAUGACCCAUGGGUCCGUGGUCCAACUUUUGCUGCUGGAGGAACCGCAACCUGUAUCUUGAGGUGUUGCGCAUUGGAGGAGAUUGGGAUUUGCAGCUGUGUAGGAUGGCAAGGUGGUUUGUGAUGUGAUGAAAUGUAACAGCUUGUGUUUUGGCCUUGCUGAGAUCCAAACAGCAGGCAAUCAGUGUGUCCCCCUUACACUGCCAUGCAAUGGGGUGCGGCUCAUCGACAAAAACGCUGUCGACUUGUACCUGGCCCCCCUGAACCUGCCCCCCAUUCCCAGCACAUUGCC